AUGGCGCUCAAAGUAAGGCAGAGCGGGACCGGGGCUUUGGAGCAGAAGCAUCAUCUGAGCAUGUCGUGUCCGCAGCUAUUGGUUCUGGAAAGAGGGUUUCUCCUUUGCGGAAACUCGGGAUCGCAUACACCAAGUGAUUGUGCUUCGACCGGAGUAGGCUCUUUCAGGGCCAAAGGGACUGGAUUAGCAGGUGUGCGUUCGGCCUUCGAAGAAGCCCAGCGGCUUCAAUUUGUUGCAUUCAACAAGCUUAAGUCUGGGCUGCUUCAUUGUGAAGUCAGGCUACAGAAAGCUCUGGACAAGGAGAGAUCCCUGAGGCUCCUUUGUGAUGAAAAGAAAGUUGAGCUAGUAGAUCUACAGUGUGAGGUGGGCCGGAGCCUGAAUUAUGAGAACCACCUGAAGGAGCAGUUGCAGAAAAAGACUGAUGCCUUGGAGCGCCUUCGAGAUGAAGUUGGCCGGACCAGGCGUGAGCAUGAUGAAUUGAAAACUCUGGCCGAGGCUCAGGCUUUAGAGGGGAAGGAAGCUCUUGCCAAAUUUCUGGCUUUUGAAGCUCAACUUUGCAUAGCUAGUGACAAUGCUUUGGUUCAGACAGAAAUGAUUGCAAAGCUCGAGUCUGAGCUUUUGAAAGUCAGGGCUGAGAUCAUUGACGAUCGGGCAGAAGCUGCAAUGAGUCGGACUAAAGCUGACCAUGAGAUGGCCAUCUACUCAAAGAAUGCUGCUGAUGCUCAAGCUGAGUUGAGAAGGGUCCUCGACCGUGGAGGGAGGAUUGAAGAGUAUGCUCGUUGCAUGUCUCUAAGAAAGACCCUCGAGGAGAUCCGUGAUAAGGGCUUCGCCCUCUCGGAAGAAUUGGCUCGAGCAAGGGCGGAUGAGCGUGACGCUCGGUUGCUUUUGCCCGAUGCCGAGGACAGCGAGGAUAAGACCGAUAGGCCAUAACCCCCAGGGGGAGGGCAUAGAUUUUGUCAUUUGUAUGUAGCAUUUUCAGAGCAUGUUUGUAGCUGGAGGUUGCGUUUCUUGCAUGUGUAUGAAAGAAAACCUAGCGGCUUUACUCCUUUAAUA
This is a messenger RNA of Nicotiana tabacum (common tobacco), 1053 nucleotides long. The record is from RefSeq and is a predicted model, not a curated record. Lineage: Eukaryota; Viridiplantae; Streptophyta; Magnoliopsida; Solanales; Solanaceae.